CGCAGGGAGAACGCUAGGAGCUCUUUGGACGGUGAGUCGUUCAAAAGAAGCGACGCUAGUAAAGCGUCGCUGAGCGAAGGGAACGCGUGUAGCCACGCGCGCGCCGAAAAGAGAAGAUAAAGGCGAGUUCUCGGUGGAAUGAGUGGCGCCUCUGGCUGGCUAACGGUGGCUGGAACUGGUCGCAACUUCCACAGGACGGGGUGGAGGAGAGCCAGCAAAACAUCUCUGAUUUCAUUCUUGCUGUUCUUCGACUCAGCCUUGUUGCCUCGCCCGGUGUUGUCGCAGGGAGUAUGAAAGUUCCGCUUUCGCCCCAGCCCCGAAGCAGCGGCUCUAGCCGAUUACUAUUUCCUCUGGACAGGAGGAACGGCCGCUAUUGCUCACUGCGGUGAGAACUGGUGAGGUGGCCGGCAGCGCCUGAAGUCGAGGAGAGGCACAGGCUCUAUCUGUGGCGUUAUUUGUCCGGCCCUGAGGGGCGCUCCUAGCCUUCUAUGCUGUGUCUCACUGUUCCUGCUGUCGAGCCUCGUGAAGGGAUUCUGCAAAGGCGAAACCCGAUAAGACAUUGUCAUCCUCGGUUACUCCUCCAACUAAACUUUCUCUAACUGUAGAGUUUUUUCUUCCCCCAGAACUUGGAUUGCAAUCCCUGGAUUCUUUGUACGGAAUUUGUAUGUUUCGGCGGCUCAUGAUGACAAUGUUUUGUUCCUCAAAGACUGGUGUUAGUUUAUAGUUAGUUAGUUUAUAAUCAGUUAUCUUUGGUGAAGGAAGGAAAACAAGACAUUCCUCCACCCCCUUUCUGAUGUGCAGAAAACUUUCUGUUUUAUUACAAUUUCUUGAGAAAUUGUGAACCCUUUACACAGAAUUCUCAAGAGCAGGAAAGUUUGGGUCGAAUAUACAAUGGAGCAUGGCAAAAUGGAUUAUUUCUGUGAACAAGUACAACAAAAAGAUGUGGGCUGCAGGUUGCAAGUUGGCCAAGAAUUUCUGGAAUAUUUGAAUGAUCCCAGCAUUUCUACUGAUCUUGAGCAGGAUCAGCAACGCCUUGAUAAAGUAAUCGAUGAAUUAACAAGAUGGGUUAACUCUAGUAAUUAUAAGGUAUCAUUACUUGGAUUAGAACUUCUAGGUGCCCUUGGUGAAAGACUAUUAGGAUGUUUCAGAACCUAUGUAGGAACUGUUCUCGUAGCAUUGAUGGAUCGAAUGGGAGAUGCCAAAGACCACGUUCGAGAACAGGCACAAAAACUGAUUUUGAAGUUAAUGGACCAAGUAGCUCCACCAAUGUUCAUUUGGGAGCGGCUUGCUGCUGGCUUUAAACACAAGAACUAUCGUUCACGAGAAGGCGUGUGUCUGUGUCUUGUUGCAACAUUGAAUGCUUAUGGUGCACACUCACUAAUUCUCAGCAAACUGGUUCCACACUUAUGUCUUUUGUCUGGAGACUCCAGUAGUCAGGUGAGAGACGCUGCAAUUUUGGCACUUAUGGAGAUUUACAAACAUGUAGGAGAAAAAGUAAGAGUGGAUCUUAACAAGAGAGGAAUUCCUGCUGCAAGAUUGCAAACAAUAUUUAUGAAAUUUGAUGAAGUAAAAAAUAAUGACAGUAUGAUUUCAAGCAGUAUCAGUGAUAAAAACUUUGACGAUGAAGAAUCAGUGGAUGGAAAUAGGCCAUCUGCAACUGCCUCAGGUUUCAAGGUCCCUACACCUAAAAAACCUGGAAAUCCUUCAAAUACAACAAGAAAGCCAGGAUCUGCUGGUGGGCCGAAGGUUGUAGGCACUACCAAGGAAGGAGGAGCUGGUGCUGUUGAUGAAGAUGAUUUCAUAAAGGCAUUUACAGAUGUUCCUGCUGUACAGAUUUAUUCUAGUCGUGAACUUGAAGAAACACUAAAUAAAAUCAGGGAAAUCUUGUCAGAUGAUAAACAUGAUUGGGAUCAGCGCACUAAUGCGCUUAAGAAGGUCAGGUCAUUACUUGUUGCUGGAGCUGCGCAAUAUGAUGGCUUUUUCCAGCAUUUACGACUAUUGGAUGGAGCAUUUAAAUUAUCUGCUAAAGAUCUCAGAUCACAGGUGGUUAGAGAAGCAUGCAUCACAGUAGCCCAUCUUUCUACAGUUCUGGGAAACAAAUUUGACCAUGGAGCAGAAGCCAUUGUGCCUACUCUAUUUAAUCUGGUCCCUAAUAGCGCCAAAGUAAUGGCUACUUCUGGAUGUGCAGCCAUUAGAUUUAUUAUCCGUCAUACACAUGUGCCAAGGCUCAUACCUUUAAUAACCAGCAACUGUACCUCAAAAUCUGUGGCAGUAAGGAGGCGUUCUUUUGAAUUUCUAGACCUAUUGUUGCAAGAAUGGCAAACCCAUUCUUUGGAAAGGCAUGCAGUUGUUCUGCUUGAAACUAUCAAGAAGGGCAUUCAUGAUGCUGAUGCUGAGGCAAGAGUGGAGGCACGAAAGACUUAUCUAGGCCUAAGAAAUCAUUUUCCUGGUGAGGCAGAAGUUCUGUAUAAUAGUCUUGAACCAUCCUAUCAAAGAAGUCUCCAGACUUACUUAAAGAAUUCUGGUAGCAUUGCAUCACUUCCACAAUCAGACAGGUCAUCUUCCAGCUCACAAGAAAGUCUAAAUCGUCCCUUUUCUUCAAAAUGGUCCACCUCCAGUUCUGCAAGUAUGGCUAACAGAGUUUCAAGUGGCAGCAAAGCUGCUCCGACCCUAGGAACACUGCAGAGGUCUUGCAGUGACAUUGAUGUUAAUGCUGCCUCUGGGGCAAAGGCACGUCAUGCUAUCAGUCAGCCAUCGGGAACUGGUCGCUUAGCAACUGCUGGUCUACCUCCAGGAUCAUAUGCUUCACUAGAGGAUACUUCUGAUAAGAUGGAUGGAACAGCUUCUGAAGAUGGACGUGUGCGAACCAAGCUUUCAACACCCUCUAUUGGAGUGGGAAAUUCAAAGGCAGAUUCCAGGGGCCGGAGUCGAACAAAAGUUGUGUCUCAAUCUCAACGUUCAUCAUCGCCAGACAAAAAUGAAGGAUCACAGUCUGCUAAUCCAGAGUCUGGUGCUGGAAGCCGUUCUGGUUCUCCUGGAAGAGUUUUGACUACAACUACACUUUCAACUAUGAAUAGAGUAUUAGUCAGCCCUGCAACAGCACAAAAACGGAGCAAGAUUCCUCGAAGCCAAGGAUGCAGCAGAGAAGCAAGUCCUUCAAGAUUGUCUGUUGCUCGAGGUAGUCGCAUUCCUCGACCUAGUGUGAGUCAGGGAUGCAGUCGGGAAGCCAGUCGGGAAAGUAGCAGGGAUACAAGCCCUGUCCGCUCUUUUGCACCCCUUGCUUCCAGGCAUCACUCCAGAUCUACUGGUGCUCUCUACUCUCCAGAUGUUUAUGGGGCUACAGGUUUUGGAAUUAGUCAAUCAAGCCGAUUGUCUUCAUCAGUUAGUGCCAUGCGUGUCUUAAACACAGGCUCAGAUGUUGAAGAAGCAGUAGCAGAUGCUUUGCUGUUAGGAGACAUUCGGACAAAGAAAAAGCCAGUUCGAAGGAGGUAUGAAUCUUAUGGAAUGUACUCUGAUGAUGAUGCUAACAGUGAUGCUUCCAGUGCCUGCUCAGAAAGAUCCUAUAGCUCACGAAAUGGCACAAUACCCACCUACAUGCGACAGACAGAAGAUGUCGCUGAGGUCCUUAACCGCUGUGCAAGUUCCAACUGGUCAGAGAGAAAAGAAGGUCUUCUUGGUCUACAAAAUUUAUUAAAAAAUCAGAGGACAUUAAGUCGUGUUGAAUUAAAAAGAUUGUGUGAAAUCUUCACGAGGAUGUUUGCUGAUCCUCAUAGCAAGGUGUUCAGCAUGUUUUUGGAAACAUUAGUAGAUUUUAUUCAAGUUCAAAAAGAAGAUCUACAGGAUUGGCUAUUUGUGCUGCUGACCCAGCUUCUGAAAAAAAUGGGAGCUGACUUGUUGGGAUCUGUGCAAGCAAAAGUUCAGAAGGCUUUAGAUGUGACAAGGGAAUCAUUUCCAAAUGAUCUUCAGUUCAGUAUUUUAAUGCGGUUUACUGUUGAUCAGACCCAAACACCAAGUCUGAAGACAGUCAAGCCAGCAUUGCAGGACCAGCUUCGUUCUUUCUGGAGCUCCAAGGUGAAAGUUGCAAUCCUUAAAUACAUAGAGACACUUGCACAACAGAUGGACCCAGGAGAUUUUGUAAAUUCAAGUGAAACUCGUCUGGCUGUAUCUCGAAUUAUUACUUGGACAACAGAACCCAAAAGUUCAGAUGUUAGGAAGGCUGCGCAAUCAGUGCUGAUUUCUCUUUUUGAACUCAAUACCCCUGAAUUUACAAUGUUGUUGGGUGCUUUACCAAAAACAUUUCAAGAUGGUGCCACAAAGUUGCUUCACAGUCACCUUCGGAAUACAGGCAAUGGGGGACAGGGGCCCACGGGAAGCCCAUUAUCAAGGCCUGUUCCACGCUCACCAGCUAGUUGGUCUAGCCCCAUCACUUCACCAACCAAUACAUCCCAGAACACAUUAUCACCAAGUGCAUUUGAUUACGAUUCUGAAAAUAUGAAUUCAGAAGAUAUAUAUAGUUCUCUCCGUGGAGUGACUGAAGCAAUUCAGAACUUUAGCUUCCGCAGUCAGGAAGAUAUGAAUGAACCUUUGAAACGGGAUUCAAAAAAAGAAGAUGGUGAUUCAAUUUGCAGUGGGUCUGGAAUAGUAGAUCUACGAACAGGAACUGGUGUGACUGAUACAGGCCGAACAGUUCUUGACAACAAAACCACAUUGCUUAACACUAUGCCUCCUCAUUCCUCCCCACGGUCACGUGAUUAUAAUCCAUACAAUUAUUCUGAUAGUGUUGGUUCUUUUAAUAAAUCAGCUUUAAAAGAGGCUAUGUUUGAUGAUGAUGCAGAUCAGUUUCCUGAUGAACCUUCCCUGGACCAUUCUGAUCUAGUCGCAGAAUUGCUAAAGGAAUUAUCAAACCAUAAUGAGAGAGCUGAAGAACGGAAAACUGCUCUUUAUGAGCUAAUGAAAUUGACUCAGGAGGAGUCUUUUGGUGUUUGGGAUGAGCACUUCAAAACAAUUCUUCUUUUGUUACUUGAAACUCUUGGCGACAAAGAGCAUGCAAUUAGAGCCCUGGCACUGAAAGUCUUAAGAGAGAUUUUAAGACAUCAACCAGCAAGGUUUAGAAAUUAUGCAGAACUCACAAUAAUGAAGACUUUAGAAGCUCAUAAGGACCCUCAUAAGGAGGUGGUAAGAUCAGCUGAAGAGGCUGCUACUAUGCUGGCCACAUCUAUUAGUCCAGAUCAGUGCAUCAAAGUACUUUGUCCCAUCAUUCAAACAGCAGAUUAUCCUAUAAAUCUGGCUGCAAUCAAAAUGCAGACCAAAGUUAUUGAAAGAGUACCUAAAGAAAUUCUUGCUCAGCUUUUGCCAGAGAUAGUGCCAGGUUUAAUACAGGGUUAUGAUAACUCUGAAAGCAGCGUUCGAAAGGCAUGUGUCUUCUGCCUUGUAGCUAUUCAUGCAGUAAUUGGUGAUGAGCUGAAGCCACAUCUUAAUCAACUCACUGGCAGCAAAAUGAAAUUGUUGAAUCUUUAUAUCAAGCGUGCACAAACAGGAUCUGGAACAGGUGAUGCCUCAGCAGAUGUUCCAGGACAAAGCUAAUAAUCCUGAAAUCCAUCUUUUAACUAAGAGGAAAGACACAUCAAUAAAAGGAAAAUUCUCAAAUGCAUUUUUGGAGCUUUUCUCCCUCUCAAUCUUUUUCCCCCUAAUGAAGGGCUGCUCAGCCUGCAUAUGACUGUUCCAGUAAUUCCAUAUCCAAGGGAAAAGACAGUAUUAAUAUCACUUGACUGAAGCAAAUUAUUUUUUUUAACUAACACAUCGUGUUUUCUGUUUGCACUCGUCUGUGUGUCUUUCCAUUGAUGUUUAUCAGUGUUAAUGUACAUUUUCAUUUUUCAAAAAAACUAAUUAAAAGGAAUGCUUUCAAGUCUAAAUUUCCUCAUUUUUGCUCAACUGCAAAGUAACAUGGCUUUUCCUUCCUGGUUUUAAUAAUCAUUUUUGCGGAGGGAUGCUUCUGCUUGGAUGCACAAAGUGGGAAGACAGAGAAUGUUGGAUUGAGAUGAACUGCAACUAGACCAGUCUCUAUACCGAAGAUACAUCUUUAUAUAUUAUCAUAAUGCCAAUAAUAUGAGCAGAAAGCAGUGUCCUUUUUUUUUUUAAUUUGAUUUAUAUGCCUAUAGUCUUCUCCGGAGACUCAGGGCGGCUUAUAAUGCGUUAAGCAAUAGCCUUCAUUCUUUUGUAUAUUUAUGCAAAGUCAUCUUAUUGCCCCCACAAACUGGGUCCUCAUUUUACCUACCUUAGAAAGGAUGGAAGGCUGAAUCAACCUUGAGCCUGGUGAGAUUCGAACUUACAGUAAUUGCAGACAGCUGGUGUUAGUCACAAUGCUUUUAGUCUGUUGAGCGACCAGGCCCAUAAAGUUUGAUUGAUCAACCAUUGAAUGUUUGUCGUAUAAACAAAAAUUCAAUGCAUAUUAGGAGGACAACUCUGUCCUCCUAUAUGGAAAUCUAUAUAGAAUAUAGUAUUGCAAAACUGGAUAGUAUAGCAUCUUGCUUUCCUAGAUCAGGGUAAGCAAAAUCACUUAAUGGAUAUGAAUCACCUGUAUCAUCUUCAAGCAAGAUGGUUCAGAAUAGAAUGCUUUGUAUAAGCAUGCUUGGUAUGUCUACCAUUUGUCAGUAGAAUACUUCCUCUCAGCCUAAUUAUUGAAACCAAUACUUCUGUUAAUCCCAUUCACAUAAGAAUAUAUGACAGUACUGCAGGAAACUACCACAAUGAUACGUUGCAAGAUUGGAGAUUGGUGCGCUGAUUAUUUUAAAGAUAGGGGAUGGGAAAACUCAUGUAUUACAGAUCUUAAAACCACUCGUUUGGGAGUUUAAUUUGAGUUGGAAAGUGGCCCUAAAUUCAUUGCAUGGUUAUUUUGAGAUUAUGUUGAACUGGUGUUAUUGCAGCCAUCUGGACUAUAAGAUAUGGCGAUGUUUUCAGGUUGUUUCUGUAACAUUUUAAAAAGUUUAUUGUGAAUAAUGCAUCCUUAUAUUUAUGGAAUGAAUAGUCAAAGAGAGAAUGAAAAUAAAUCUAUUUCUGUUUCUCAGACAAAAAUACUAAGAGUCUUAGCUGGGGGAUGAGAAUAAGAUCUGUAUGCAUCUCACAAUACCUAGAAUAACUCUUUGUUAAAUUAUCUUGUUUUAGGGAUUGUGUAUUUACAGGAGAGAUUAUAGCAGUGCCAAGGAUGAUAGGUUUUUCUGCUAGACUAAGAUUCUCUCUACCUCUUCAGGGUGAAUACUUUUGACUAAGCUGCUAUCCAUAAUGUCUUGUGAAAAACAUUGUCUAUAAAAUAAUUAUUUUUAUUUUAUUUUUCUUCUUUUGCUACUACAAUAUAUGUUUAGAGUCUAAUAUCUUAACAUGCAGCCAAAUACUGUUUUUAAAAGAAUUAAUAUCACAAUUUGCUUAUUACUUUGUAAUUAACAGAAUACUUGCAGCUAUCUAAUAAGAAUUGACUUUUAUCAGAAAUUAUUCUGACUGGAAAAUAUAAAAUGUAAUUAUUGAAAAUGCAAUUUGCUGUUGCAAAAAGCUAUUUGAGGAAAAAACUUUAGAAAUAAAUAUAAGGGGGAAAUUACAUUAUUCAUCACUGGCUUUUUUAGCAGCUGCAAAUCAGGAAAAUAGUCGUUUCUUCCUCAUUCUCUUAUGCGUAACAUUCUUUUUAUUACUGUUCAAGUACAUUGUGUAUUUAUAGUACACUGCUUACCAUUGUGGAUAUACAGGCAAUAAAGUGUAUAUAGCAUUACUUGAAAAAUUAAA
Molecule: messenger RNA, 7770 nt
Organism: Pantherophis guttatus
Lineage: Eukaryota; Metazoa; Chordata; Lepidosauria; Squamata; Colubridae
Gene: CLASP2
Product: cytoplasmic linker associated protein 2
Biological process (GO): establishment of mitotic spindle localization; mitotic spindle assembly
Cellular component (GO): spindle microtubule; kinetochore; mitotic spindle
Molecular function (GO): microtubule binding
Source: RefSeq, a predicted model, not a curated record